GGUCGCGAGGCCCAGGAGAGCGUUUCUAUUGGUUGGGCAUGUUUGGCGCCAAAGAGCGAAGCCGAGGCGGAGGCGAGCGUCCGCAGCUGCGGGACUGGAAACCAUAGGACCCCCAGAGCGGUGUGCGUGACCCCGGCGACCGUUUGGCGUGAGAGCCAGCCGUUGGCGAGGGCUCGCGGCGCGUAGGAUAUGUUCUGCGAAAAGGCCAUGGAGCUGGUUCGCGAGCUGCAUCGCGCGCCAGAAGGGGAGCUGCCAGCCUUCAGUGAGGAUGGACUCAGGCAAGUUUUGGAGGAGAUGAAAGCUUUAUAUGAACAAAACCAGUCUGAUGUAAAUGAAGUGAAGUCAGGUGGACGAAGUGACUUGAUACCAACCAUCAAGUUUCGACACUGUUCUUUGUUACGAAAUCGACGCUGUGCUGUAGCGUACCUGUAUGACCGAUUGCUUCGGAUCAGAGCACUCAGGUGGGAGUAUGGUAGCGUCCUGCCCAAUGCCUUACGAUUUCACAUGUCUGCUGAAGAAAAGAUUGGAAGAAUCCCUUCAACACAGAAACUGGAAACUCACUAUGUUCUAUUCUCAGAUACUGCUAUUUCACGGAAGAAUCUGUAUGAGGUGCGGUGUCUAAAAGACUACGGAGAAUUUGAAGUUGAUGAUGGUACUUCAGUCCUAUUAAAAAAAAAUAGCCAGCACUUCUUACCCCGGUGGAAGUGUGAGCAGCUGGUUAGACAGGGCGUUCUGGAGCAUGUGCUGUCCUGAUCUUGUGCUGAGGCACCUCCAGGCUUCCCUGUGGUGCAAGGGGGAACCACACCACAGACAGUGCUACACGUCCCUCUCCAGCCUCACCUCUUUGGUUUUGAAGGUUACAGACGUUCUUUAAAAUAAGCAGGAGUAUCUAGCUAAAGAGUGGGUGUGUUUUUCUUUUGUACAGGAUUCAUCCUCUGCUUUGUAAUAAACUGUAAGCUGGAUCUAUAAUUACAACAUUCCUACAGUUACUACAAUGUGGUUUUUGACUGUUUUUUUUUUUUUUUUUUAAUGAAAGUAAACAUUUGUUCACAUUUGAUUUUCUGUUUUCUUCCCGGUAAUGACUUUAUUUUUUCAGUGAACAUUUCCAGCCCACGGUAUAGCAUACUAUCUUAAAGUACAAAUCCAAGGAAGGUAAUACCUUUCCUAAGUGAGAAAACUUUGGCAAAUUAAUACAGUACUCUUUAAUAUAAUAAAAUCCUUUUUUUGUUGUUGGGGGUCAUGUGUUACUUCAGUGAUAAUUUUCACUCCAAAAAUGUCAUUUAAGUACCAAAAUAAAACACUGUGGUUUGUAAUGGUGCUUUAUGGCAGAGCAAGUUAUUUUAUACAAAUUAAUAUGUCUUUUAAAACUAUGUA
Ailuropoda melanoleuca (giant panda) is the source of this 1374-nucleotide messenger RNA. It is a transcript of the gene GINS1, whose product is annotated as GINS complex subunit 1. Lineage: Eukaryota; Metazoa; Chordata; Mammalia; Carnivora; Ursidae. Gene Ontology annotation, biological process: DNA replication; DNA strand elongation involved in mitotic DNA replication. The transcript is spliced from 7 exons. The coding region runs from base 190 to 753 and encodes 187 amino acids. Gene Ontology annotation, cellular component: GINS complex. The record is from RefSeq and is a predicted model, not a curated record.